AUGGACGGGGGAUAUCUCUUCGGGGAUGUGGAUUCGACGAGUCCCUGGAGGCCUGUCCAGCAGACACACAGAGAUCGGGCAGAUCUGCCUGAUGAACCAGCCGGUAAAUGCAGUGCAGAGUCUUUCUGCCGCGGCUUGAGCGGCACAGAAGGCCUCCAUCAGAGCGCCUUGCCUCAGAACGCAGCUUACGCACAAGCGGAUAUGCUCAUCAAGAGGUUGGGGGAGUUGAUGCAGCAACAAAAGCAGCAAGAUGCAGUGGCCGCCGCAUUCUCUGCAGCUGCCGAAUCGCUCCCUCUGGUCCAAGAAAAGCUAAUGGAGCGAAGAAUCCGGCCUGCCGCUUUGGUGUCACUCAGACACCCGAUUGAGAAAGUUACUCUCGUAGCAGAAUCUACCCAUACCGCAACAGCACAAAUCACAACGGAAGAUACUGAAGCAGAGAAUGCAUCAAAAGUCCAAGCACAGGGUUUGAAUGAGGUGAGCGGGAGCGGCAGCAGCGACAUGAGCAACAGGAGGACGGACCUGAUGCUGCUGGACAUUUCACUUCAAGAUAAGGAAUCAGAAGACCAAGUUUUCUGCUUCUUUCCAGAACUCGUGCCAUUGCUAAGACGGGGCCUAACAGUGUUGGAAUUCAUAGAGUCGCCUGAGGAGGCGCAGCAGGAAACGAAUCCUCAGGAACAAGGAUCCCGACGAAAACACAUGAAACAUGAUUAUCAACAACAAUCAAAGUACGUCUUGGUGCGCCGCGGCCUCCCGAAGUUCUUCGAUCUCGAUCUAGAACUUCUGGCUUGUUUCGUUCUGCAGGAGACCAGAAGACAAGAGCAGCAGCACGAACACAAGCAGGAGCAGAAGGAGCAACGAACACGCUUUGAGCAGCCACCACAUGUGCAAGAGCUGCAAAAAAAUCGGCAGCAGCAGCAAAACUCGCCGGGUCAAGAUCAAAACUUGCCGCAACAGCCACAAGGGAAAAAGCCGUUGAGACAACGAAGGAUACCAGAGUGUCACCAGAAGCAGCGACAGCGAGGGCAGGCGCGCAGAGGCGAUGCUCAAAGUUUAGGUGAAAGUACCGUUAAUAGUGCUCUAGACAUCGCAAGAAGAGGGUCUGCGAAAGCUCUGUUGUGUGCUCACCAACUGUCAGCUUGUCUCCUACGUUCCCUCAGCAUUUCCAGCAAAGGCAGCAUUGCAUGUAGCAGCGAGGAAAACAGUACGAAUGCGGUCUCAUUGGAAGUUUGGGCACUCGAAAAGCUAAAUGGAGAGGCGGCCCAAAUUUCCUUCUGCACUGAGCUGAAUGCUUGGGCUUGCUGCAGCAAGAAUGUCUGUGUGUUUUUACCUGCUGCUGCUGCAGCUGCCAACGGAUGUAGGUACACACUGCCCAGUGCAGGCGAGGCAACAGCAGCAACGCCCGAGACUGCAGCGGCUCCACUGCAGCAACACUAUAGCAAACAGCACCAGCAACGCAAGGAAGGUCACAGUGAUGUUCAGCAGCGACAGGAAGAGCAGCAGCGCUUUUGUGAAACGCAACGAGAGAAGCAGCAAGACGUUGUUGCCUUGCUACGGCUACUGGGGGCCGACCGCAUUUUUUCGCAGCCCUUCUCGGUUGAUACACUGCGGCUUCGCCGCAGAGAAACUUACGCCUUACGGGUGUCUGAUGCGUGGCAAAAACAGCUGCAGCGGCUUACUCAAGAACAGGUUAGGACAUUGCAACAGGUGCUGCAGAAUCACACACUUGUUGGCGAGCUGAUAGGCGAUGCAGAGAAGCAACAUGUCGUGCCUGCGUCCAAGCAGCGACGUGAGAAACAACGACAACAGUGCACAAUAACACCGGAGGGGAGACUAAUAUUCUUCGCUUUGGUACCACACAAUCUUGAAGGUGCCAACAGAGGCUUCGGUGAACCUCCCUGUCUUUGCCCCAGUGUAUCGUUACCACUGCUCCAAUCGUUGGGACUCGAGACGGCAUCACUAGCAGCGCGACUGCAGGCGUCAUCACCACUAGAGCUACUGCUGCCACUGUGUCAACUGGAACUGCAGAGAGCAAGCGACUGUGAUACUGAGGGCCUUGUUUUAUAUUUUUGCAGCCGCACAGCGGACGUCAGCGGUGCCGACUCCAAGGCCGCGUCAGCUGUAGUGGCGCUCGCGAAGGUCAAGUCUGCUCCGUAUUUGAUGCGUAGGAAGACAAGAGAGAAACUCAAGCGCCUGGUUAGGAGUAGAUGCUUCUGGUCAGCUGCAGCAGCGACUGCUGCUCUGGCAAAAAGAGCGCUGGUCGAGGGACAAGAAGCGGAGGACGCUCCCACUAUUAUUUCCCAGGAUUUUGCCGCGGCACAGGCGGCUCUGCCCACUUCAACCACUUUUGAGGGUGCGGGAGAAGUUGCUACUGCAUACGCCGUAGCUUCCUCCUCAAGAACAGGGGCAGCUGCAGAAGCUGCACUUCGUGUCCGCAUAGCCGCUGCCGUUGGACUGUACUGGUGCAGCUUUCUUGAAGAAGAACUAAGCCGUUUCAACCAUAUACUACAGUCAUGCUUGCCACGCAAUUUCUCAUUUUCUCUCCUUAAGGAAAUAUUGAGCUCACAGCAGUACCAACAGGAGCGUACACAGGAGUACUUGCUGAUGAUCCAAGAGCGACAGCAGCAGAUGAUGUCCUCUUGUGGCCAUAUGGUGAGAGAGGAGAGUGCCAAUUUCAGAAGAGCAGCGGCUUUCUUGUGUUCCCUUGCCGCUGCUCUGUUGUUGGAAUUAGAUUGCCAACCAGAUCCAGAGCAGAUCUUCCUGGAUUGGCACAAACUGCAGAGUCAAAAGUGUCAGCAGGUACAGCUGCAGCAGGACACAGGAGGCUUAAGCAGCACGGAAGAGUCAAAGCGCUUUCUGCAGUUCCUUUUACAUGGGCGAGGAAGGGAUCGGGGUUCAAAUUGCUUUAUGGGCCCACUUGGUCGAUUCUUGGUCACAUAUGUAGACAUGCGGCUGCUAGACCUCAUGGAAGACAGCGCUGCAUUUGGCACUGCUGUGGGCGCCCCAGAAUGCUGGACUGCUUUGCCGCAAGAGCUGCAGUUCCAUCUGCAAAAGACGAGCAACGCCUGCACCAGCAGCCCAUACUCUUGUGUCGUUAGAGUAGCGGAUUUCCGUAGGCUCGGCUCUUUUUCGUCAGUGCGACUGCAAGAACACGAUGGCAGAACGCUGAAGCGUCUUCAAGCGAGGAGGCAGGAGCAUGCGGAACAACCUUGUCAACAAAAUCACUUGGACAGGCUUGUACUGCGACGUCAGCGAGUAAUUGUUUGCCUCGUAACUCACCCUCUGGCCCUACGUGCUUCUCAAUAUCAAGAAGUACAAAAGCUUUGUCGUGACCGUGGCUGCAGCUUGGUGCUGCGGCACAGGUCGUGCGUAAGCGCUUGCUGCUGCCGUUGCCACGAGUCCAGAUGCAGCGCCUUUUGUUAUCAAAAUCCCAGGGUCAGCACAAGAGGCACAGCAUUCGACCAGUUUGCCUCGUUGAUUAUACUUCUGGGCCUUGAUCAAGAUGGCUAUGCAAUCUCUUUGCAGAGGCUCCGCCAACUGUUGAAGCAUCGACACGCGAAACAGCAACAUCUGGGACAUAAGCAAGAUUUAGAGUGGGAUGGCAUCGCACUAGUUGGCCAGAAAGGCAACAUCGAGGGAUUAAGGGGCUUUGCGAUGCAGAGCGAAAUUUCUACGUUCGCGAAUGCAGCUCGUUUUCUUGUGGCAGAUACAGUGGUAGGAAGGGCUAUUCAAGAAGCAAGCAGCGAUGCCGCCGCGGAAAGCAUUCUUGCACUGGCGUCAAAUUGUUGUACCAGGGGUGUUCGAGAAGCCAGCUUUGGCUUCUUCAGAACAUUGCAAGCCGACAAUGCUUCACGCCAGGUCCAAGCUGGUGAAAAAGGCGGCCACGUUACUUUGAUAAGGUUCCCUACGCCAAAGGUAGUGCACGACUCUGAUGGUCGUAUCUGCUAUUCGGAAGAUGUGCGUUGGCAGGGAUUUAUCCAAGAAGUUGGCGCAGCGAUUCAGACUGCCUCGCAGACGGGAGCACAGGGCCCUCCCGCAGCAAGCAGCCAAGAGGCUGCCCGGGAAUCGAGUAACGUGGCCGCUUCGUCUUUUGAGCCCCAGAAUACCGCGCCAGCUUUCAUGUCAAGCUGGAAGGAACUUGCUGCCCCGCCAUCUCAAUCCCUUUCUCUUGUUUCCGUGGUUGCGCUGCUUCCCGUUGGUCUCCCUGGCAGCGGAAAAACAACGGUGCUCUUGGAGGCCUUGCGCCCUGCACUGAGGCAGGAGCUAGUGUCACAGAACACUUUUUCUGUUGGAGGAGUCACCGGUUUCACUCUUUGGGAGGGUCGGCCGUCUCUUGAAACGAAGGCAACAGCAACAUUAACGGCAGCAGAGACGUCUAACACCACGGAAACAGAAAGGGCAACGAAGAUGCCACCAGUAGCCGCGUCAACAGCAAAGGUUGAGGCAACAGCAACAACCGCAGAGAAGCCGGCACGGCUUGUGUCUGCCGUUGAUUACGCAUGCAUAUUAAGCUCGGACGAGUUUACGGGCGAAGUACUGAGAUCUUUUGGUUACAGAACCCCUGUGGGUUCCCUUUACCAGAUGUGCCAUGAAGAAGCAUUGAAGGCUGGUCCAGCAGCAAUAAGCCGGCUGAGUGUUCCGUGCGGUCAGCAACUCAUAGGCGGGGACAGCCAGUCACCUCCAAAUGAGAAGGCUAUCAAAGCAGCAAUAGCAGAGGCAAGGAGGAACAUGAAGUCUGCUCUCGAUGAAUUCUUUUCUCAAUUAACGGAAGCUCUCCUACAUCAGAUGUAUAAACAGCGACAGGAACAGGAAAAGGGAAGGGAAGACUCGGCAGCAGGACGCUGGUCCCGUCCCAUUCGCGUCCUCAUAGCUUUGGAUAGGAAUCAUCCCCCUAAUGCGAUCGGGCCUCGCUUUCAUGAGAUGCAAGAAUACUUGCAUGCACUGCAGUCGACGGUCCUUGAGCGCUGCGGGAUACUCGUGAGGGUUGCUACUGCUGCGCUGUUGCUACCGCCGGACGUAGCUCAAGAGAAGUCCUCGUGGCCACUUAGAACUCCUGUGGGAUGCUCUAAGAAGCAGCGCAUACCAUGGGACUUUCCUUGGUCAAUAGAGGUGGUCCUGCGCUGCAUGCAUAGGGUGCUGACCCGUGUUGACCAUGCUACCCUUCAAGGAAGAAAAGGCCAACGUGCACGAUUGUCAGAGAGCCCUGUCUCGGAAUCCGAUGUUACACAAGACAAUAAAGCCCUACACAUAUGCCUUUCCUUUCUAUCUUGCUUUCGAGGCUACUCCAACCUUGACAGAUUCUUAGAAAGCCAUCCAUGCAUCAAUCACGUGCUGCAGCUGCAGACGGUGCUACCGAAGCAGCAGCAUCAACAGGAGCAGAAUCAACUGCCAAGGCAGCAGCUGCAGACUCAGCAGCAGCUACUGCUAACUGCUCUCUCCUCCCUAAGACCGUUCAGUGAACUGCCGGCUAACCAGGAUAUUUACAGUGCUCUCGCGGCUAGUCUGAGGCAGUGCCCUCCGAAUGGCUCAGCCUCUGAUUUUUUUCAGUCGAGCCCGCAAACGAGUGCUACUAGGAGUGCAGCAGAAUUGCUGCAUCUGCUCGAGAAUGUGUAUAGUUCGAUGGAGAACCCAGUGCUGCAACAGCCGAGCCAGCGAAAUCAGCAGCCUCAACAGCAGCAGCCCCAACAGCCACAGGAGGUGCAACAGCAAGGCGUCCACAGGGAUAUUUCUCCUACCAGCAAACUUGAGCAACCACGGGGAGAUCUGGACGGGGUGAUGCCAGAGGAUGACCCUGUGGUACCGUCCACAGCAAGAAGCAACUGCGGAUCUGACAUUAUCAUGCGACUUCCAACUUUCUUCAGCGUCUUGCUAAAUGAUGAAAAAACGACGCUCGCCUCGCUGACUGAGCAGCUCUUUGCUGCGGCGAAGACUGCAGAAAGUCUGUGCGGCCCUUCUGUCGAAGACAUCAGCAAGACUAUAAGGCCCGUAGAAAAGCCUCAUGUCACGACUUUUUUCUUCGGAGGUGGUUCCCUAAAGGUUAGCAGAGACAUGGUUGCUGCUGCGAACGACUGGCUAGACAGGAGGCUCAGUGCAUGCUGCGCAGGCGAUGCCUCGCAUUCGGAUUCCGCAGGAAAACCCUCGCAGGGGUCAUUUACCGUUUCUUCCAAUUUCCUCCGCGUUCUGGAGCUCCUGGCGUCUCGGAGGCAAGUUGGCCUCUACUUUAAAUUUCGAGUGACUCAUCUCGUCCUUACGGAUUUCGGCGUGGCUUGUGGUGCAUUGAGCCCUGUCUGUUCCGUCUUACCUCUGGCAGAGUGCUCUACCCCGAGCGCAUCCACGUUAAAAGACAAUGCACAUAAUAAGGAGGUCGAAUACAGAGGUGUUGAAGGUGAAAUGGAAGAGAUCGAUGGAAGGGCGGGUGCAUGCGGCCAUUUCUGUGCUGCAUGUGGGCCUCACGAGUUUGUGGGCACUUCUUCUAAAGCUUACAAGUUGUGCAUGGCUGCGAAUCACUAUGCACACGUUACUUUGUCCCUUAGUGAGGGUGUUGCAGCAGUGAUGUCCAACGACGUUUUGCAGGCAGCAGACAAAGCUAUAGUGAAUGGCAUAAGGGAAGGGCGGUUAAGGGCAGACACACCCAGACCAUACUGCACGGGGGCACCCGAAGAUGUACCAGGAACCCCUGAGAACCACAAUGAGAUACUUUCAUCGUGGGCUCCAUAUCAAAAUGUUGAGUGCUUUGCAGUCGGAGACAGCGAUGACCCUCAGGAGCUCAUCGUCUUCACAGGGGCUGUAGUAAGAGGCAUUUCCGCACGUUUAUGGGUCUGGGUCAUCCCAGAAGAUGGUCAAGAAGAGCUAGAGGGCCCACUCCAAGCAAGCUGA
Molecule: messenger RNA, 6873 nt
Organism: Eimeria tenella
Lineage: Eukaryota; Apicomplexa; Conoidasida; Eucoccidiorida; Eimeriidae
Exons: 3
Coding region: 1-6873 (2290 amino acids)
Source: RefSeq, a predicted model, not a curated record